CCCUCCCCCCCACUGUUUUGUUUCUCCAAGACCACCUUCCCACAUCCGCCCGGUAUUGAUUCCAGGGGAUACCUUUUUCAAUUUCGAUAUUGAUUCACUGGCCUUGCCCUUUUUUUCCCAUCUCGGCUGGCCGUGAUCCUUUAAAUCCUAAAUCCGGAGGCCGCUAGCACCUCCUCCCUGUCCCAGAGGAGAUGGCUGGAAUCAGUCGCUGUAAAUUAUUCAGUUUCUUGACCGCUUGUUUCCCAUGCAAGAAAAAUUAUCAAGUCCCACUAAGGAAAGUUACUCUUCUUAUGUUGGGGCUUGAAAAUGCAGGAAAAACAGACACAGCUAGAGUUCUCAAGGGAGAACAUAAGGGCCAUGCAGUCCAAGAAGAAGUGGGAAGAGAAGAAAGUUCAAUAGAUGUGACUACAACCAUCGGUUUUUCCAGAAUUAAUUUUAUACGGGGAAAUUUUGAUGUUACAAUUUUUGACAUAGGAGGUGGUGGCAAAGGAAUUAGGACACUAUGGAAAUAUUACUAUGCUGAAUCAUAUGGCCUGAUAUUUGUUAUCGAUUCUAGUGAUGUAAAUAGACUAGAAGAAUCAAAAGAGGCAAUAAAUGAGAUAUUAAAACAUCCCACAAUGUCAGGAAAACCUGUAUUGGUGUUGGCAGAUAAACAAGAUAAAGAAGGAGCUUUGUCAGAAACAUGCCUAGUCAAAUGUUUGUCACUAGACACACUGAUCAAUGAGCAAAAAUGUCUCUGUCAGCUGAAAGGUUGUUCAACAUUGUUGUUUACUGGCAAGAAAAUUGACAAGUCCAUAAAGAGAGGCAUUUUUUGGCUUCUCAGUUGCAUCGGCAAUGACUUUUAUACUUUAAAAUCCCGUGUUGAAAGAGAUACAAAGGCUCAACAAAUUUUUGAGGAAAUGAAAAAACGGGAGCGAGCAGAGCGAGUGAGGCAACUACGAAGAGAAAGAGAAGAAAGGGAAAAAGAAUAUGCCACAGAACAUCCUGAAUUUUUGAGAUGUGAUUCUGAUAUAGACCUGUUCAAACCAACAGACAUUGUACUCAGGGAGAAUGAGAGAAGAAAGCAGAGGAUGGAUAAAGAUAUUGACCGUAUUUUCCUCAGAACACACAUAGAACAAAAAAAACCUGACAUACAGAAUCAGUUCAGCAAUGCAAGUGAAAGAAAAUUUGAUGAUUCUAUAUGCACAGAGCCUUAUAGUGUGUUGUCAUAUAUACCACCAACAGAGAAGGAAAUUGACAGUGUACAGCAGCUCUCAGACUGUGAGGAUUCAGAUUUCAAUGAGAAGAAAAAUGAUACAUUUGGGGUCAUAGCAUGCAAUCAAAUAGUACCACAUAAUAUAAGCAAUCCUGAUCUUGAGACACAGGAGAUGCCUGGACCAUCACAUCCAAUACAUGGUUUUCACAGAAUACAGAAAUAGAGCAGUCAGUAUUUAAAACAAAAACAAACAACAGACAACUUCUGAAAAGAGCAAGAGGCAAAAGACUCUACCAAAUACUUUAGAGAAACUUUUUAUUGUAAGUGAGUAUUACUUUAGACUAUAAAUUUCCAUUACAUUAAAACUCAAAAAGUGAAAUGUUAUGUAAUUUUCAUUAAAAAAAAGCCUCUACAUUCGACUUCAUAGAAAGUUGAUUGAGAAAGAUAAUAUUUCUACUUUGUCUUAUAUGAUUAAAAAUAAAAAAAAAGAACAUACAUUUGAAAUUGUGACUAUGGAUUUUUUUCUUUGCACUUGUGUUUUUAACUGGAUCAUGUUAGAUGUCAUCAUAAAUAUUAUAGAUUAAUUGAUCUUGAAAUUACAGAAGACAAAAAAUAUUAGAGUAAGUUCAAAUAUAUCUUGGAUUACUGACAAUUCUGCAUUUAAAAAUAUUGAAUUAAUUUAUACAUUAAUUAAUU
Messenger RNA from Sarcophilus harrisii (Tasmanian devil), 1891 nucleotides. RefSeq names its product ADP-ribosylation factor-like protein 13B. Gene Ontology annotation, biological process: receptor localization to non-motile cilium; non-motile cilium assembly. Gene Ontology annotation, molecular function: GTPase activity; GTP binding. Gene Ontology annotation, cellular component: ciliary membrane; non-motile cilium. The coding region runs from base 192 to 1418 and encodes 408 amino acids. Lineage: Eukaryota; Metazoa; Chordata; Mammalia; Dasyuromorphia; Dasyuridae. The transcript has 10 exons. The record is from RefSeq and is a predicted model, not a curated record.